UCUCACGGUGGUCAUUGUGGCCACGGGGCGUCUCCAGCAGGCAACAGGACGAAUGCAGCGCACUAGAGUCGUUCCAAAAAUCCACGGCGUUUGGCCGUGUCCAAACAAGAACCACUUCUUGCGCUUUGGUGCCAUAAAAAUCGUGGCUCAUGACGACGGCUCAGAAUACGUUGACAUACCAAAUGCUACUUUGGACACUGACAUCAAUUCGAUAUCAAAGGUUUUAAUCAGGAUUCAUCGGUGUAUUGGGACGGUUUCGGAGACAACCUGUGAGUAUUUCAACUCCUUUACGUGGACCACGGCGCUCUGUCAACUUAUCAAGAUUAAAGGAGUUUUCUGGACACCUUUGAAGGAAAGCAUACAUCCUAAAGCCGAAUGUCCCAUCAAACAGGGACACUACGAAGUAAUAAACGGAUCGACUAACUACGAUCAAAUGGGAGACAUAUUAGGAUCUGGUUUGGAAAAAUUCGUUUGGAGGGGUGAUUUGGAAAUUUUCAACGAACGAGGAGAUCUGGCUGCUUGCUCCCUCAUCCACAGCGAGUUCCGCCGCAUUCUCGCAAAGCACAGAUAAAUGUUGCAGUCAGCUAAAACCCGUUCCUUGCACUCACUC
Messenger RNA from Thrips palmi, 610 nucleotides. RefSeq lists its product as uncharacterized. NCBI's taxonomy places the organism in Eukaryota, Metazoa, Arthropoda, Insecta, Thysanoptera, Thripidae. The record is from RefSeq and is a predicted model, not a curated record. The transcript has 4 exons. The coding region runs from base 53 to 571 and encodes 172 amino acids.